Molecule: messenger RNA, 1503 nt
Organism: Knipowitschia caucasica
Lineage: Eukaryota; Metazoa; Chordata; Actinopteri; Gobiiformes; Gobiidae
Source: the annotation of a GenBank genome assembly
AUGUCCACUAAAAGACUGGAGGCGUUUGAGGUGGUGUGUGAGUGGGCUUCGUGCGGCUUCACGGGCUACACCAUGGAGGAUCUGAGUGUGCACAUGUCGCAGCAUCUACAGGACUAUGUGGGAGACAAGGAGGCAGCCGAGGAGCUAGAUGAGUAUGCUUGCUUGUGGGAUGGCUGUGAGUUUAUCUCCAUGGGCAGUCCGCAGGAAUUGAAGAUCCAUGCUUUCUUUCACAUAUACCACAGUAAGCUCAAACAUGCCGGGUCGCAACUUCUGAAGAAACGCCAUGACUUGCAGGGCUGCACUUUGAGCACGCACAGCAACAGCCUAGUUCCAGAAGGAUCUGAAGGUUUUGUUUGUCAAUGGGAGCACUGUGAUAGCUCUUUUAAUAAUCCUGAGUGGUUUUAUCGCCAUGUGGACAAUCACGUUGAAAGCUCUGAACCUCAAGCUCUCAAUGAACCUCAGAAACAACAAGCUCUGUUCUGCCACUGGACUGGCUGUGACGCGUUCUUUAAGAUCCGUUAUCGUCUGAGGGAACAUGUGCGCACCCACACACAAGAGAAGCUUGUUGCGUGUCCCACCUGUGGCAGCAUGUUCUCCAGCAACACCAAGUUGUUUGACCACCUCCACAGACAGGCUGCGCCAAUCGAGGCACUAGUGUGUGAACAUUGUGGAAAAGCUUUUUCUAACGAGAGGCUUCUAAGGGACCACGUCCGGCAACAUGUAAAUCAGGUGAAAUGUCCGCUCUGUGACAUGACCUGCACCACCCUCGCUGCUCUCAAAAUACACAUCAGGUUUCGUCACUGCGAUGAGCGGCCUUUUCCAUGCGACUUCUGUGACAAAAGAUUUAAAAACCAGCGGGAUCUGCAAAAGCACUCAGAGAUUCAUAACGAGGGCUCAGUGUAUCAGUGCACCGUGGAAGGCUGCGACUAUGCCUGCCAUACUUUUCAAACCAUGAACCACCACUUUAAAAGAAUCCAUGAGGCUGGUGGCAUGUCAAAGUAUAAAUGCCAUAUUUGUGAUAAGGUCUUCUCGUGGUGCUACACCCUCACGCUGCACUUGCGAAAGAAACACGAGCUCAAGUGGCCUUCUGGACAUUCUCGCUUCAGAUACAAAAAGGACAUUGAUGGAUUCCUCAAGGUGAACAUGGUGCGCUUUGAGACUGUGGAAGUGACAAAGGAGAUCAUGAAAAACAUGGCAAAAAAGCCUCCAAGCUCACGCAGAAGUCCAAGGGCCAGCACCAGGAAGUCCUCUGUCCCUGCAGAGAGCUCCCCUGCGGGCUCCUCCUCUCCAUCGUCCUGUUCCUCCUCGUACUCCUCACAGCUGUCGGGGGACGAGGACGCGUCCCCUCAGGCAGAAAGUCCCCGUCACUCACCCCUGUACUGUGUCAUGAGCACAGUCCCGCCGCUGCAUGAGGAUGCCGGUCAGCAGGAGGACGGCGGCACGUCUGGAGCUGUGAAGGCCCUCACGGAGGUGGCCCGCGGCCUGGGGAUGGAUGUGGUGUAG